CCCCCCCCGCGUGCCCUCAUCUGUGGAGCGACGGCAGCCGCGAAAAGCGAUGAUCAUGAUGCUCCCCGCGCCGUAGCGCUCCGCACUCACCCGCUUCCCCGUCGAGCGCAGCCCCGAGAGGAGCAAGGGCGGGAAUUACGGUAAUAAGUGAGGUGCGCGCGCUGACGCUUCGCGGCCGGAAGGACGGGCGCUCUCUCGGACCGCAGUUCGGACCCGUGUUCGCACCCGCCCCCCCCCUCCCCAGAGCAGGUGCCGCGUUCCUCACGGUGGAAGCCUCCUCCUCCUCCUCCUCCUCUUCCUCCUCCUCCUCUCCCUCAUCUCAUGGAGUUCUCCAGCGAGCCCGCGGCUCUGCGGGAUGCCAAGCAAAUCCGGUGGUACAACGAGUCCCUUUACCAGAGUAACUUCAGCGUGUACAACGACACGGACGGCUUCCUGCCCACGGGCGUGCGGGUCACCAUCGUCGUGGUCUACAUGAUCGUGUGCGUGGUGGGGCUCGUGGGCAACUGCCUGGUCAUGUACGUCAUCAUCAGGUACACAAAGAUGAAGACGGCUACCAACAUUUACAUCUUCAAUUUGGCAUUGGCAGACUCACUGGUCUUGGCCACGCUACCCUUCCAGGGUACCGACGUUUUCCUUGGUUUCUGGCCCUUUGGAAACAUCUUGUGCAAGAUAGUCAUCUCUAUCGACUACUACAACAUGUUCACGAGCACGUUCACCCUCACCAUGAUGAGUGUGGACCGCUACAUUGCCGUGUGUCACCCGGUCAAGGCACUAGACAUGCGCACACCUCACAAAGCCAAGGUCAUCAACAUCUGCAUCUGGAUCCUCGCCUCAGCUAUCGGGGUGCCUGCCAUGGUGGUGGGGGACGUGGAAACAGAAGCCAACGGAAUCGAAUGCAUUGUGGUGCUGCCGGACCCACGCAGCUACUGGGACCUGGUGUUCGGUACAUGCGUGUUCCUCUUCUCCUUCCUCAUCCCUGUGGCGAUCAUCAGCAUCUGCUACAGCCUGAUGGUCAAGCGCCUCCGCAGUGUCCGUAUCCUGUCCGGCUCCAAGGAGAAGGACCGCAACCUACGGCGCAUCACCCGCAUGGUUCUGGUGGUGGUCGUGGUCUUUGUGGUGUGCUGGACCCCCAUCCAGAUCAUGGCCCUAGCUCAGUCGCUGGGGGUCAACUCGGGGAGCCUGUUCACCGUGGCCCUCAUGCACCUCUUCAUUGCCCUCGGCUACGUUAACAGCAGCCUCAACCCGGUUCUCUACGCCUUCCUCGAUGAGAACUUCAAGCGCUGCUUCCGUGAGUUCUGCUACCCGUCGUCCUUCCGGCUCGACGCGCAGCAGUCAGGCCGUAUGCGGAGCAUCGCCCGGGAGGUGGCGUACAACUGCAAGGCGGCAGACGGGAAUAGUAACCCCACCUGACUAGGGGUGGAGCUGCCGUUGGUCAGUGCCGAGCUCCCGAAACCAGGAAACUCCAGCAUGGAGCUCACACAGAUCACGGCGCUCUAGCAUGACGAGUAUCCCCACACACGCCUGCUUGGGGAUUUGGACACAGACAGUGAUGCACCAUUUGGGACAAAGGGGCUUUAAUCAGUCUUAAAGAUAUAUUUUUUCUUUUUUUAAGUGGGUAGAUAUGCUCUUGCUUA
Messenger RNA from Scleropages formosus (Asian bonytongue), 1634 nucleotides. RefSeq names its product opiate receptor-like 1 (gene oprl1). The record is from RefSeq and is a predicted model, not a curated record. Gene Ontology annotation, molecular function: neuropeptide binding; nociceptin receptor activity. NCBI's taxonomy places the organism in Eukaryota, Metazoa, Chordata, Actinopteri, Osteoglossiformes, Osteoglossidae. Bases 322 to 1410 code for a protein of 362 amino acids. Gene Ontology annotation, biological process: neuropeptide signaling pathway; sensory perception of pain. Gene Ontology annotation, cellular component: plasma membrane; neuron projection. The transcript has 4 exons.